Molecule: messenger RNA, 1104 nt
Organism: Pochonia chlamydosporia 170
Lineage: Eukaryota; Fungi; Ascomycota; Sordariomycetes; Hypocreales; Clavicipitaceae
Product: glycoside hydrolase, family 3
Exons: 1
Coding region: 1-1104 (367 amino acids)
Biological process (GO): carbohydrate metabolic process; peptidoglycan turnover
Molecular function (GO): hydrolase activity, hydrolyzing O-glycosyl compounds
Source: RefSeq, a predicted model, not a curated record
AUGCCUCAAUCCAUUCUCAAGUCCCUCCUCGCAGCGACGCUCAUCCUCUCAGCCGAGGCGAAACGCUGCGACGAGCUCGACAUCCUCGCCGGUCAACACGUCGUGUAUUCCUUCCCGUCGACGAGCCAACCCCCCGAUGAACUCAUCAACCUCACCAAGGCCGGCCUCGUCGGCGGCGUCAUCCUCUUUGGCGAAAAUGUCGACGCCAACACCGCAAAGGCCAUGUCCGCUCUCAAAGACGCCUACAACGCGUCCCCCGCCCCAGCACUGCUCAAGAAGAAGACUGGCAAAGACGCCCGGUUCUUCGUCACGACAGACCAGGAGGGCGGAAUGGUGCGGCGCAUCAAAACCGGCGAACCGAAGCUGAGCGCCAAGCAGAUGGGUGCGGCUGCUGAUCCGGCCGCCGCUGGCAAAGCAGGCGGUGCUGGUGCCGCCGUCAGUCUGAAGGAGUAUCAGUGUAAUUCCAACCUGGCGCCCGUGCUGGAUGUCUUUAGAGAAGCUGGCGACUUCACCGACUACUUCCAGAGGUCGUUUGGAAACACCUCACAGCAGGUUGUCACCGCUGCUGUUCCGUUCAUUACUGCCCAGCAGGCCGCGGGGGUUGUCGCCUGUGGAAAGCAUUUCCCCGGCUUGGGCGCGGCUUCUCACGACGCCAACACUGAUUUGCAACCCGUGGUGCUGAAUCUGACGCUCUCGGAGAUCCGCAAGGUCGACCAGGCGCCGUAUGUUGCUGCCAUCAAGGCCGGUCUGGAAAUGGUCAUGGCUUCCUGGGCCGUGUACCCUUCCCUGGAUGAGCGACCAGCCGGUCUGAGUGAGAAAUGGAUCAAGGGCGAGCUUCGUUCGCGACUCCGUUUCAAGGGUGUCACCGUCACGGAUGCCUUGGAGGCGGGUGCGCUGUCUGCGUAUGGAGAUGCCGGCGCUAGAGGUGUUGCUGCCGCCAAGGCUGGCAUGGAUAUGUUGUUGGCGAGUGGGAGGAACGUGACGCAGGGAGAGGCCGUGAGAAAGGCUGUCGUGCAGGCUUUGAAGAAGGGACAGCUUGAUAGGAGGGAGUUUGAUGAAGCUACCGUGAGGAUUGCGGGGAUGCGCAGCAGAAUUGUUGCGUAG